GUUUUCGGCUGCCGAGUGCCCCUCAUUAUACGGACCCACUGUAUCGUCAUCCUAGGUUCGCUUGAGGUUCAAGCUUACAGAAACCUGCCAUCUAAGUUUGUUGUUGACACAGUCCGUCCUCACCUCAUUCACCUCUCAAUUCGCAACCAAGUGUUCAAACGGUGAUAGUAGAGAGCCACUCCUAUCACCUUAGCUCACUUGCUACCAUCAGCCCAUCAUGGCGCCUCCCGAAGUUCACCAUCUUUUCCACAACCCCAUCGCCGACCACUCCUUCUCGGCCGAUCGUCAGACGCUGGCCAUCGCUCGCGACUCGACCGUUGAGCUCUACGGCAGGGCUGAAAAAGGAUUCAGACUGCAGGAUGAGCUCAAGGGACACGAUAAGACGGUCACUAGUGUAGACAUUGCGCCCAACUCGGGCCGCAUCGUCACCUGUUCGCAAGACCGUAACGCUCUUGUCUGGGAACCCUCUCCCACCGGAUACAAGCCGACGCUGGUGCUGCUCAGGAUCAACCGAGCGGCCACCUAUGUGCGCUGGUCGCCCAGCGAGACCAAGUUCGCCGUCGGCUCCGGAGAUCGCGUCAUCGCCAUCUGCUACUUUGAGGAGGAGAACGACUGGUGGGUAUCCAAGCACCUGAAGAAGCCCAUCCGCAGCACUAUCACUACUGUGGCCUGGCACCCCAACUCGGUCCUGCUCGCCGCCGGUUCCACCGACGCCCACGCUCGCGUCCUCAGCAGCUUCAUCAAGGGUGUCGACACCAAGCCCGAGCCAACCGGCUGGGGUGAGCGCCUGCCCUUCAACACCGUCUGUGGCGAGUACCUCAACAACUCGGCCGGUUGGGUUCAUGCUGUGGCCUUCUCCCCUUCGGGAGAGGCCCUGGCCUUUGCCGCCCACGACAGCUCCAUCACGGUCGUCUACCCCGGCGGGCCUGACCAACCUCCGCGUGCGCUGAUUAGCAUCAACACGCAGCUACUGCCUUUCAUGGGGCUCGUCUGGAACGGCGAGUCGGAGAUCAUUGCCGCUGGUUACGACUGCGAGGCUUUCCGCUUCAGGGGUGAUGAGGGCGGAUGGCAGCUCAGCGGCUCCCUCGAGUCAAAGGGCCGCCCCGGUGCAGGCGCCGAGCGAGAGGAGUCUGCGCUGAAUAUGUUCAGGCAAAUGGAUCUGAAGGGCAAGGUUAAGGAUGACACGCAGCUCAAGACUGUUCACCAGAACACAAUCACCACCAUCCGCCCCUUCCAAGAGUCGGGCUCGGGACUGGUCAAGAUGAGUUCCAGCGGAGUCGACGGAAGAAUUGUGAUUUGGGAUGUCUAAAAUUCCAGUUUAGAACACAUUAGCAAUAAAAACUUCAUGGUGGACUAAUCGUCAAUCCUGGAGAAAUGACCCAUUUGGUUACCAGUUGCAUAUUUUUGAAUAUGUCAUGGUGAUGCGUGGGCAAUCAGUCAAAGCGAGCAAAGCGACUGGUACAUAUGGGCCUCGAAAUUCAAUGUGGCUAAUACAUCUAAUUUCAACGUGACAGAUUCAGCAUAGCUCAUCAGCUUUCCAAAGCCAAAGCCAAAUGUAACCGAG
Pyricularia grisea is the source of this 1564-nucleotide messenger RNA. RefSeq lists its product as uncharacterized. The transcript has 2 exons. The coding region runs from base 218 to 1309 and encodes 363 amino acids. Gene Ontology annotation, biological process: Arp2/3 complex-mediated actin nucleation. NCBI's taxonomy places the organism in Eukaryota, Fungi, Ascomycota, Sordariomycetes, Magnaporthales, Pyriculariaceae. Gene Ontology annotation, molecular function: actin filament binding. The record is from RefSeq and is a predicted model, not a curated record. Gene Ontology annotation, cellular component: actin cytoskeleton; Arp2/3 protein complex.